Molecule: messenger RNA, 1076 nt
Organism: Anastrepha ludens (Mexican fruit fly)
Lineage: Eukaryota; Metazoa; Arthropoda; Insecta; Diptera; Tephritidae
Exons: 4
Coding region: 557-1003 (148 amino acids)
Source: RefSeq, a predicted model, not a curated record
GUGUGCGUGAACAGUUCGCAAUUUGUGAAUGCGGCGCGUGAAAAUGUGGAAAAACUAUUUUUAAUGCUUGAAUCGAAGGUGAAGAAAAAUCGUGGGCCCGCAGAAGACAUUUAUUCUUAUGAAUUUCAAGUUUUCAGUUUAGGAAACAUUUCGCGUAAAUUCGAGUCGACAAUGAGUCAACUGCACUCGCGACUGACGUCUGACGUGCCCAUAUACAGAUGUGUGUGUGUAUGUACGUGCGUGAUCAAUGUUUAUGGCUGCAUGCAUCGUUGAGUACAAUUAAUAUGCGGCAAUAACGUGCGUGCAUUACGAAUGCUACAGUGAAUUUGUAGCAAAAUUAAAAAAAAAAAAAAAAAAAAGCACAAAAAUUUAUACGAAUUAAUAAACGAAAAAGAAAUACUUGCGUUUAAAAAAAAACGUUUAAAAUAUCGCAUUACAUUCAAUCAAAGUAAUGCAUUUAAAAUAAAUAAAUAUCGCCUUUGCUUCUGUAGCUGCUUUUUCUCGCUCAUAGUGUGUCAUCAGCGUUCUUUUUGUCCGGUCUUUGGCUUUCUUUGCCAUGGUGAAUGACACUAUCGACAUUGGUUCGCACAUUUUAGAUUUUGAUUUAGACGCAUCAGCGUCACAACAGCAACAAACGUUGCAGCAUUCCACCAGCAAUAAUACGCUUCAAAUAUCCACUGCCAAAAUUCAACAAAAAGUGAAAAAUGAAAAACUGGCAAAGGCGGAUAAACAGGACAAACAGGAACAGCGAAAUUCUGUGAAUCUACAAAUUCUGCCAAGCAGCGCUGAGAAUUUGAGUUGGACAUUUUUCGAAGAAGUCUCCACAUUAGACAAUCAAUUGCGCGGCAAUGAAGAGCUGAGUGCGCCACCUGCAAACAGUUGUCACUUAAUGACUACCUCGCCCAAACAGGCUUAUGCGACACAAGAGGCCAUUGAAGCAGAGCUGGUGAAGAGUCGCCUGGAUGCACCACAGGAGAUAAUUGCGCGCAAUCACCAGAUGUAAUACAAAAACAACAGAGAGUCUCCAAAGUGGCAAUUGAUCUGCAAUUGGACACAGCAAAAACAGCAACAACAGC